Messenger RNA from Spizellomyces punctatus DAOM BR117, 1341 nucleotides. RefSeq lists its product as uncharacterized. The transcript has 12 exons. Gene Ontology annotation, biological process: reciprocal meiotic recombination. The coding region runs from base 155 to 1180 and encodes 341 amino acids. Gene Ontology annotation, molecular function: ubiquitin protein ligase activity. Gene Ontology annotation, cellular component: synaptonemal complex. Lineage: Eukaryota; Fungi; Chytridiomycota; Chytridiomycetes; Spizellomycetales; Spizellomycetaceae. The record is from RefSeq and is a predicted model, not a curated record.
CCUUUUCACACCUUCCCACGUACUUUUUUCAUCAUUCGGUCUCUUGAAUACCUCCCUGCGCUCACCUACCAGUAUUGCCCUGUUUGGGCCAAGCUGCUGACACUGUUUAGCUACUGCUGCCGGCGGAGUAUUGCUCGGUUAUCUGGCUGUUAUCAUGGAAGUGGAGUUGCGGUGUAAUAACCUUCAGUGUCGUAAAGGCCUGAAUAGCAGUUCCAGAGCAUGUGUUACAACUUGCAGUCAUAUCUUUUGUGUGGAGUGCGCCCAAAAGGCGUUUAACGCUGCUUUGGCCUGCCCAGCCUGUGAAACGCCCCUGACAGAAGGAGAGGACAUUGUUUUCACCGAGCUAAAUCCAAGUGAGGACUACAAGUCGAGCGUACUUUCUGGUCUCCGUCCUGAAGUUAUUAUUGAGAUUGCUGGUCGGGGUCUCAGUUUCUGGGUCUAUCAGAUGACCCAAGAAUCCUGCUUCCAGGAAAUGAUAUAUAAAAAUCUGGGUGAUAAGUACUCACAAUUGGAGAGACAAGUACAAAGCAUUGUCCGCGAAGCAAAUCAGGAAAUUCAAGGACUGCGUGAGAAGUUGAUCGUGUUGCAAAAGGAACAAGAGGUUGAGAAACUGCGCAAUCACGAGCUAGCAGAGCAAUUCGCUGAAAAGGGCCGGCAGUUCCAGAAACUCCAGUUGAUGUAUGACAAACUUAAGCGUAAGAGUCUUAUGCCUCCACAGCAGCAACCGCUGGUAAUUGGAAACGGGCCAGGGCAACAAAAUAAGCUCGGUCAGGGAUUUGGUUUGCCGCUACACAAUCAGGCUUUUCAGACGGGACAGCCAAUCACACCUAUAACUGUACAAAAUGGACCUCAACAUCAGCGCAUACCGUUGCAGCAGCUUCACCAACGCAGGGCCUUCAACCCAGGACCAAUCGCAAACAUGUCGGCCCUUCAGGGUAGCCAACAUGUACAGCAUAGAAUGCCUUUGAGCUACAACAACACCAUGCAACAUGGGCCUGGUAAUGGAGCAGGAGUCGGAGGUCGAAUGCAUCACAGCAUGCCACAUCCCCAAGGUCGACCUCGUACCCCUGUGAUGCCAAUGACCCCAUCCAGCGACCAUAUGGUUAUUGGACCUGGAUCGGCUACACGGGACACAGGUCGCCAUGGAUCUCUGCCUGGUAGAAUAUCCCCUCUGUAUUAGACACAUUGAUGGGGGUCGAAGAAAAUAGGGUCCAUCAUAGACUUCGAUACAUGUAAAUAUUUCGUCGCCUCGUGCUCCUGAAGGAAGCUAACAUCAACCCUGCAAUGUUUGGCAUCCUUGCCUGCGAUUUUGUUCUAAUGCUUACUUCAGUUGGAGCAAGG